Molecule: messenger RNA, 2041 nt
Organism: Solanum tuberosum (potato)
Lineage: Eukaryota; Viridiplantae; Streptophyta; Magnoliopsida; Solanales; Solanaceae
Product: phosphoglucan phosphatase DSP4, amyloplastic
Exons: 14
Coding region: 806-1918 (370 amino acids)
Biological process (GO): starch catabolic process; protein dephosphorylation
Cellular component (GO): chloroplast
Molecular function (GO): carbohydrate phosphatase activity; starch binding
Source: RefSeq, a predicted model, not a curated record
CUUAGCCAAUUUCAAAUAUCCCCUUUCGACUUGCUUUAUUUUGUAGUAUUUAUAUUUUGUUGAUUCAUGUGUCCUCUAAUUUAUUAGGGAAGACUUGUUUAAUCCUGGGGAAAUAUUUCACACCGCUGAAAUAGUUUCUUAGGACAGUGUCUAGCACGACUCAAGUAUUAUAUAAAUAUAUAUAUACAUAUAUAUUACUUAAGAAUAUUAUUGUAGUAGCAUUUAUCCUAAUUCUUGUAUUAUUAUUUUGAUAUUAUAAUUUCCCCAUCUAUAUAUAUUUUCCAACACAAGAUUCAAAAGUCUUCUUUAUUUACUUAAAUUUUGUGACAAGUUAAACUAGACCACUCCUUUUGAAACGGAGAGAGUAUAUUUUUUCAUCCUUUCAAAAUUAUACUACAUCUUUUACUACUAUAUUAAUAGACGAAAUGUAAAAUAAAUAAAUAGGAAACUAGAAAUAAAAAUAUCUUACUCGAAUAUAUUUUUCAUUUUAAAAAAAAAUCAAAUUUAUUAGUGUACUCGUGGCACAAGUUUGUCGUAGUCAUAAUUACCCCAUGAAAACAUUAAAAAAUCUGAAGGGUAUUGUGAGAAUCUUGAAAAAAGUGCCUUCUUAGUUUUCAUUUGGAAGUUAGUUAAAUAAAUAAUCUAUCUUCUUUAUACAAAACGCCAAAGAAAUGAAAAAAAUAUCACACAACUAUAUAAUAAAGUAUAAUACAGUGAACUGAUAAAUUAAAAAAAGGGAUAAAAAAUUGUUCAUAUCAGAUUCACAUUCUUCUUCAACUCUGCUUCAAAUCUAUUAAUUUUUCCAAUGAAUUGCCUUCAGAAUCUUCCCAGAUCCUCUGGUUUACCACUAAGAAGCUUCACAGGCAAUUCAAGGAAGCCUUUUUCCACUGUUGUUUCACUGGGGAUGACAAAAUUUGCUGAUCAGCGUCUAAGUAUUGUGGCACAGGUUGUAUCUGGUCCUGAAUCUAGUACAGAGAAGGAUGAGGAAAAAUCCGAUACAUACAGUCAUGACAUGACUGCAGCUAUGGGAGCUGUCUUGACUUAUAGGCAUGACUUAGGAAUGAACUACAACUUCAUCCGUCCGGAUUUGAUUGUUGGGUCAUGUCUACAGACUCCUGAGGAUGUGGACAAGCUUCGGAGCAUUGGAGUAAAAACUAUAUUUUGCUUGCAACAAAAUCCAGAUCUUGAAUACUUUGGGGUUGAUAUCAAUGCUAUUCGUGAAUAUGCCAACAAAUGUGGUGAUAUUGAACACUUGCGUGCCGAAAUAAGGGAUUUUGAUGCAUUUGACUUGAGGUUGCGGCUUCCAGCCGUAAUAAGCAUACUGAACAAUGCCAUCAAUAGAAAUGGAGGUGUGACUUACAUACACUGCACAGCUGGAAUUGGCAGAGCUCCCGCAGUUGCGUUGACAUAUAUGUUCUGGGUUCAAAGCUAUAAGCUUAGUGAAGCUUUUGAUUUACUCAUGAGCAAACGCUCCUGCUUUCCGAAACUUGAUGCCAUCAAAAGUGCCACAGCAGACGUUCUUACAGGCCUUAAAAAGAUGCCCGUCACGUUGACAUGGCAUGGUGAUAAUUGUACGACAGUGGAAAUAUCUGGACUUGAUAUUGGCUGGGGCCAGAGAACACCUUUAAAGUUUGAUGAGGAACGAGGUUUGUGGACUCUCCAGAAGGAUUUGCAUGAAGGAAUAUAUGAAUACAAGUACAUUGUUGACGGUGAAUGGAUAUGCAACGAGUUUGAGCCGAUCACUUCUCCCAACAAAGAUGGACAUGUCAACAACUAUGUAGAGGUUCUUGACGAAAAUCCAGACAACAUCACUAGUGUAGCAGUACGAAAGAGGCUCACCGGUGAUGACCCUGAUCUUACCUCAGACGAAAGGCUCAUAAUCGAACAAUUUCUCGAAGCUUAUGCAGACGUAGAAUGAAGGAAUAGUUAUUACUUACUAUGCACUUAAUAAUUGUAAGCAAAGCCAAUAAUCUGCUAUUUAACUCAUGCAGUUGUAAUUAGUAUGCAGUUUUACAAUAACAUGCUUAAUCUUCUUUUUUUG